AUGAUUGAAGAUACACUUCUUAUUCACAAGGACUAUGUGGACAUAAAAUCUAUAAAGAAAUCUCCAUUAACAUAUGGGUUGGUAGUUUUGGUCAUCACUGCAGUUUGUGGAAUGUAUCUUUGCUCAAUCAAUUUAGAGCAUCCAAGGGUUAUUAUUAGAGCAAAUACAAAGUUGUUGGAACUUAGAAGUAAAGUCUUUAAUAGUAAUAAUAACCAUUCAUCAUCUUGUUAUCCUUAUGGUGUGGAACAAUGGGAACUUCCCUACUUGCAUUAUCCACAACCCAAAACUUAUAAUAGAGAGGAAUGUGCAUGUAAUCCUGUUAGGUUUUUUGUGAUCCUCUCAAUGCAAAGAUCAGGAAGUGGAUGGUUUGAGACAUUUUUGAACAGUCAUGGCAAUGUAAGCUCCAAUGGUGAGAUAUUCUCUUUGAAAAAAAGAAGAGAAAAUGUUUCUUCAAUUUUGAAGACAAUGGACACACUUUACAAUCUUGAUUGGUUCACUAGUGCUUCCAAGAAUAAAUGCACUUCAGCUUUGGGAUUCAAAUGGAUGCUCAAUCAGGGUUUGAUGGAGAAUCAUGAGGAGAUAGUGAAAUACUUUGAAAGGAGAAAGAUUUCAGUAAUAUUUCUUUUCAGAAGAAAUUUGCUUCGCAGAAUGGUAUCUGUGUUGGCAAAUCAAUAUGACAAAGAUGCCAAGCCAUUGAAUGGAACCCACAAGUCUCAUGUUCACUCUCCAUUAGAGGCUAAAAUUCUUGCCAAAUAUAAGCCAUGGAUCAACACCACGUUACUGGAAUCAGAACUGAAGGAAACAGAAGAGACAGCUUCAAAAGCCAUUGAAUAUUUUAACAACACUCACCACAUUGUUCUCUAUUAUGAGGAUCUUCUGAAAAAUCUCACUAAACUGAAUGAUGUUCAAGAAUUUCUAAGAGUACCGUACAGAGAUCUGCACAGUCGUCAAGUGAAGAUACACACAGCUCCAUUAUCAGAACAAAUUGAGAACUGGGAACAAUUACAAGAAGCUCUCAAAGGGACUCAAUACCAAGCUUUUCUAUCAUCAGACUGAUGAAAAUUGAAACAUAACACACACAAUCUCUUUCUA
Arachis stenosperma is the source of this 1092-nucleotide messenger RNA. RefSeq lists its product as uncharacterized. The coding region runs from base 1 to 1056 and encodes 351 amino acids. Gene Ontology annotation, molecular function: sulfotransferase activity. The transcript is spliced from 7 exons. NCBI's taxonomy places the organism in Eukaryota, Viridiplantae, Streptophyta, Magnoliopsida, Fabales, Fabaceae. The record is from RefSeq and is a predicted model, not a curated record.